This is a messenger RNA of Gadus chalcogrammus (walleye pollock), 3575 nucleotides long. Its product is annotated as transcription factor 7-like 1-A. The record is from RefSeq and is a predicted model, not a curated record. NCBI's taxonomy places the organism in Eukaryota, Metazoa, Chordata, Actinopteri, Gadiformes, Gadidae. Gene Ontology annotation, cellular component: catenin-TCF7L2 complex; beta-catenin-TCF complex. Gene Ontology annotation, biological process: canonical Wnt signaling pathway; regulation of transcription by RNA polymerase II. Bases 845 to 2236 code for a protein of 463 amino acids. The transcript has 11 exons. Gene Ontology annotation, molecular function: DNA-binding transcription factor activity, RNA polymerase II-specific; RNA polymerase II cis-regulatory region sequence-specific DNA binding.
AGCUGAUCGAGGUUCAGGUUAGUCAUGAGUUAGUGAUGAGUUACUGGCGGGGAAGGGUCAACACGCUGAUCGUGGGUCGGUAAGACUUCACUCCUCCCCCAGACCUCUCCGACUGUCUGGCUUUCCCUUCCACCCAACUUCAGAAACACCAAUCGGCCGUCCGUUCCCACGCCUCCACGAACAAGUAACAAGAAACUUCUUGAAUCAGCAAAGAUUUUAAUAUGCGGAAACGACCAAUUUAAAUACCAUUAAUGGAUGGCGUGCACUGCAAAAAUAGGAUUAAGGCUCGUAACGAGUAAAUAGCUUCGAUCCCCGGUCCGCUCCGGACUCACUGAGGGCAGAAACUUUUUCGUGUUGGAUCGUUACGGUCUUCGGAUCGCUCCGUCGUUCAUUGUUUUCCGUUCUGUUUAAACACAUCACAGUUCAUCGUUGCACAGUUGCACUCUGAUCGUUGUGUUUUCUCGACUGGGAUCUGUAUUAUUUGAUUUUUUUCUCGCAUCGGGGCUUGUGAUUCGUAGUUUUGUUUUUCCCUCGGAUCACAACGAGUGGAUCAGAACUAGCGGACUGUCGCCGACCUCAGGAAUUCGCAGCAACAAAAUGAGCCCCUCUCCGAUGCUAGCUAGCUAGCUGGCUCGCAGCUUCCCUCCAUGCUACUGUCUUAUAACUCUGUAUACGCUCAUUUAGCCCGCGGAUCGAUCGUGCGUUUGAGUCCUCCUACGGACAAGCUAAACAUUUGUAACUUUAUAUCAAAGUGUCGCUGGAUGUGUUGACGUGCGGCAGCCCGGGACACCGCGGAUAGCCAGGAAGCUAGCCCUUUUUUUUAGCUCUUCUUGUGGAAGACAACAUGCCGCAGUUAAAUGGUGGAGGGGGGGACGACCUGGGAGCCAACGAUGAACUCAUCUCGUUCAAAGACGAGGGCGACCAGGAGGAGAAGAUCUCCGAGAAUGUGUCCGCCGAGCGGGAUCUGGACGACGUCAAGUCAUCGUUGGUGAACGAAUCGGAGAACAACAGCAGCUCGUCCGACUCCGAGGCGGAUAGACGUCCUCAACCCAGACCUCAUCUGGAUAAUUACGCCAGGCAUAGAGAGCUCUUCGUGGAAGCCUUGAGGAGACAGCAGGAUGCGGGACUCUUCAAACCAUCCCCGUACGCGGGCUAUCCCUUCCUCAUGAUCCCGGACCUUUCGAACCUGGGCAACCCAUACCUGGCGUCCCAAGCUGCGAGAACGUACCUACCGAUGCAAUGGCCCCUUCUGGAUGUCCCGGGAUCAACGGGCAUGAAGGACCCUCGCUCCUCCACCUCGAGCCCCCUGUCCAACAAGGUGCCAGUGGUGCAGCACCCCCACAUGUCGCACCUGUCCCCCCUGCUGUCCUACAGCCCCGACUCCUUCCCUCCCCAGACUCCGCCCCCGUUCUCUCCUGAUGCCGGUAUGUCCCGGGCACCUCAUCCUGCGGAGCUGUCCCCGUAUUACCCCCUCUCUCCUGGGGGAAUGGCCCAGAUGGCCCACCCCCUCGGCUGGCUCCCUGGCCAGUCCAUCUACCCCCUCACCGCAGGGGGCUUCAGAUCCCCCUACCCCGCCGCUCUGGCCAUGAACGCCUCCAUGUCAGGCCUGGUGUCGGGGGGCUUCCCGUCCCACCUCAUGCCCCCCUCCCAGACGUCGGUGCCCCACCCGGCCAUCGUGUCCCCCGCUGUGAAGCAGGAGCCCCGAGAAACAGGCCACCACCAUGGUAAGGUGUCGUCCCCAGUGGAGAAGGUCAAGGACGACCGGCCCCACAUCAAGAAGCCGCUGAACGCCUUCAUGCUGUACAUGAAGGAGCAGCGGGCCAAAGUGGUGUCGGAGUGCACCCUCAAGGAGAGCGCCGCCAUCAACCAGAUACUGGGCCGCAGGUGGCACUCUUUGUCCCGAGAAGAGCAGGCCAAGUACUACGACCUGGCUCGUAAGGAAAGACAGCUGCACUCCCAGCUCUACCCCGGCUGGUCGGCCCGGGACAACUAUGGUAAGCGGAAGAAGAGGAAGCGGGACAACGGGAAGUGUGACUCUGCAGAAGGUGAGAUCUAUACAUGUACAGAUUUACAUUUCAUGUUCACACGAUGGACUUGUCAGGUGACAGACAAGCUGAAAUCUGGGCGUUUCGCUUCGCAUUUGCUUCAACCAAUCAUGUGGCGGGAGACGGGGAUCUGCAAGAGCGUGAUUGGCUAUUUAGCUAGGGCGGGCAUACACCAGGACGAGUCAGCUUAAAUGGAGCUUAAAAGUCCCGUCAAGACACCAACGCACUUAGAGAAUUUGUCUGUCAAGGUUUCAAAUCCACACCGCGCAGACUGCCCACUGUUGAAUUACACAUUCAAUCCCCCUCCGAAAGCUGCAUCCACUCGAGCUAAAUAGCUUCCCUGCGGAAGAAUAACUUAACAAAAGAGGACGCGAGGUGCAAGUCUGCCCGUUUUAGGCCCCGUCCACACAAAGCCGAUUUCAUGGCAAAACCGCAAAGGUCUUGUACGGUUCGGCCUUCCGUCCACACGAACCCGGCGAAUCCGCUGACCGAAACCGUAAACCGUGACGUCAUCGCCCCACCCCUCGACCCUCUAGCCAAUGACCGUUAAGCUCGCGGAGUCUCACCCUUUAUGCGCAUGCUCGCCUCUUCUUCUUAUGUAUCUUUCUUCUGGAUUUCUGUAGCAGAAGCAGCGCCCCUUAUGGGCAUGGAAUGUGUACUACAGCGUUUCUACAGAUCUACCCGGUUUCGCUUGACUCCGUCUUUACGGAGAUGCUCUGAAACCGGAUAGAUCGAAACCGUAACGGUUUCGCCCGCUUCGGCUUCGUGUGGACGGGGCCUUGCGCCUCGUGCCCACUGCACCGUCAGUCAAAGGACGUCAGAAGGCGUGGCUGACGGAUGGGGGAGGUUUCCAGGGUCGUCAGAGCCCGAGUAGUGUCACAGUGCUUAAAUUUCCAUAUGUGAUCUGAUUGGAUGACGGAUCCGUCGCUGCCUUCAGCGCACGGAUCCACAAUGCAUUGCGCGUCCGUCCCCAUUCAAAGUCAAUGGGGAUCAGUCAACGGACGGAGGCAGUGGGCACGAGGCGUUAGGCUCCACCCAGGCUCUUUGGCGUCUCCGGCGGUCCAACUGUCAGAGGUUAUGAUAGACUGCUGAUGGACCUAUGAUAGUUGGACAGGAUCAGAGGUUACCCUCCAAAUGAGAGACAUCAUUCUAGUCUCAUGAUCGGUUCUGAGCAGAAGAAACGCUCAAAUGAUUAAUUACUACUUAUGAUAAAAGUGUUUUUUUUAUUGAACCUAUUUAAAAGCAUGUCACACCAAGGGUUGAGUCAUACAGUGAACCCUGUGCCUCCAUUAUAGAUACGGGCAGGCGGAAAUAAGCCGUAGGAUGUAUUUACCCCAUUUAUUGCCCGUUUAUUGAACCAAUAGAUAUCGCAUAGGGAAAUUUGCAUCAUAAAACAGAUAUGCCAGACCUGGUUAAUAAAGUAUGACGUAAAGUUAAACGUUGGCUUUGUGUAAGCACACCCACACGCACAAAAGCUAUGCUUAUUAUCUGAUGGAAUGUGAAUAUCUGAUGUUUUUAUCACAUUUUCAG